AUGGAAGAAGCGGUGCCGGCCAAAGAAGAGCCCGAGAAAACCGAGAAGAGAAGAAAAGUAAAGAGACCUCAACAAUCUGCGGAUUUCUUCAAAUGUUUCUACGAGGCUGACUAUUUGCUUUUUAAGGGGUUCUGUUUCUUUAUUUAUGGUGCCUAUGGCGGAUUCAUCCCCUAUUUACCUUUGUAUUUUAAGCAGCUAUUUUUAGGAGCAAACUAUGCCGGAAUAAUCGUGGGUAUUCGGCCAUUAAUCCAAUGCAUUGGAGCACCAUUUUGGGGAAUUAUAGCUGAUCGUUACCAUGCAGGGAGGAUAAUAUUUUUGGGGAGCGUUAUGGCUUGGAUUGUCAAAGCUGGCGUUCUGCUUACUGUUCGUCCGCAUUACCAACACUGUGUGGAAGUCUACAAGAACAAUACAGCGAACUUAACCUACGUGUAUGCAUACGAUCUCUGGAACGCUGAGGAAGAAAAUCGAGAGCAUUGGUUGGUUGUGCCCCUGGACCAUCCGAUCGUGAUCAAACAUAAUAAAAUAGUUACAGUAGAUCAAUCCAAAGGAACAGACAACCUGAAGCCUGGUUCUCAACCAGGGAAUACUUUAAAGAAAAGUGGGCCUGUUAAACAACAAAAAAUUACCGAGAACAAAGAAAAAGCAAAAGCAAAUGACAGCAAAGCCGUACAAGAAACGAAAAAGCGCAAAGUUUUUAUGGACGACGAGUCGGAAAGCAGGGGACUCGCCCCUCUCAUAGACCUAGUUGAAGACGAAACCACUGCGCCUGGUAAUUUUGAAAAGAUGAGUAAAACGCUAAAUCUAAAGCUAUUCCGUAAAGCCGAAGUUUACAGCAAGGAGUUACAAGCGCCAAUUCAAUUCAUAACGCUAAUUGAUGUGUCGGAAACUGAGUUCAUGUUCAUCUUGUUUCUACUCAUCGUCAUAAUAGGGGAAUUUUUCGAGUCCCCCACCUAUGCACUCUCAGAUGCGUCACUCCUCAAACGACUUGGUGACGACAGAGCAUACUAUGGUCGAAUUCGGAUGUGGGGUUCCCUCGGCUGGGCACUGGCAUCAGCAAUGGUUGGGCUUAUAGUUAUGUCCUCUACAUUUAAACUUUGCGAAGUAAAACAAACUAACUAUGUCAUUGCAUUCUACAUUUUCAUUGCUUUUGUGGCCGCGGCUUUUGUCCAUGGCUUGUGGUUUCGCUUCAAAUACGACGAGGAGAAGAAUUUCGAAGACAUUGGAAAAGUCGCACCCUUGCUUCUAAACUUGCGUCACACCUCUUUUCUGUUCGCAACUCUAUAUACAGGCUUCUGUUACGGUAUACUGGUCCACUUUGUGAACUGGUACAUUGAUGACCUGGGUGGAUCCAGUAGCAUAAUGGGCGCUGCAGGAGCCGCCAGGGAAAUUGCCGCUUUAAUUAUGUUUGCUUUCAGCACUACAGCCUUAGAAGUAAGAUCUAAU
Porites evermanni is the source of this 1443-nucleotide messenger RNA. The record is from the annotation of a GenBank genome assembly. Lineage: Eukaryota; Metazoa; Cnidaria; Anthozoa; Scleractinia; Poritidae.